CGUAAGUAUUUUAUCGAAAUUUUAAAUUCAAAUGUGUAUCAAGAAUGUUUAUUAAAGGGGAGAAAUAUUUUGGUUAGCCGUUGGAUUGGAAAAUCAGAAUCCGACAGAGAGAGCGCGCGAGUGAGAGGGAGGGUGUCAGGUCACAUAUCAGUGAACAUAAUGGUGAAGAUGAUGGAUGGCGGCAGAGGCGGCGACGGAGACGGCGAGAUGCUGGCGGCAGAGGCGAGAUGUUGGCGGCAGAUGCGGCGACGACGGCUAAGGAUUCUUACUGGGAUGGCGACAUGGCUUAGCGUUUGGGUUAUCUCGAACGGCAGAAGAAGCUGGUGGAAUGUCGACGAAAUCUCAUCCGCCACUGAAUCUUUCCCCGGCGGCGAUGACCUUAUCCAGGAAAUCCUUCAACGUCUUCCUUCAAAAUCGCUCAUGCGUUUCAAGUCAGUGUCCAAAACAUGUUCUCUCUCAUCUCCAGUCAUCACUUCUCUCUCCUCUGCCACAAUCAUUGGCAAUAAUCCGAUCCCAAGGUCUCCGGCAUCUUCUUCUCCUACAGUGGUCCAAUCGUUGAAGGUAGCAGUAUCGAAUACAUUCCUCUCAUGGAGAAUUAUUCUUCUUUAUCUCGACUUCCCAAUUUCAAUGACCAAGUAGUCUGCUCCACUGAAACACAACUCCUAAGCUGUUCUAAUGGCUUAUUACUUUGUUGUCAUUUGGAUAUAUAUGACAAUCACUAUCAUUUCAGGGUUUAUAACCCACUACGAAGCAAUUCUUAGAUGUUCCCUGGAUUUGGGACCCAAUGGAAUAUUGCAAUUUACAUUUGGUAUAUUGCAAUUUACAUUUGGUUUUUAAUCUUGUCCGCACUACAAAGUUGUUGCCAUUCGUAGCCCUAGCGGUUUGCAAAAUUUCUGUCAGAUUUCCAUAUAUUCAUCCGAAGUUGGUGGUUGGAGAUCCUCUGGGGAUCCUUUCAAGGUACUACCUGAAGUAAAAUUUGGGGAUAGUCUUCUAGAAUGACGUCAUCAUUUGGUUUUACUACACUAGGGAAGCUUCUGUGUUUCAAUGUGGAACAAGAGCCACUAUUCACGAUCCCACCCCCAAAAAUUAGAGGGCGUUUCCUAAAACCUAAACAUGCAAUGUUUUGGCACUCUGGAGUGUCUAAUGGCCAUUUGCAUCUUAUAGAGUUAUAUGGGCCUUGCAGUAGUAAGAUUGAUGUCUUUGAGAUGGAGAGAGAUUACUCCAAGUGGUUCCUUAAGCAUGAAAUUGACAUUAUUCCUAUAUUUGAAGAAAUUUUUAAUUGCAACAUGGAGUUUUCAUUCUCUGUGUUUUCCUUAAUUCGUGGAGAAGUUGAAGAAGAUUUAGUUUUGGUGCCGAACUUGGGCGUCGCAAUCAUCUCCUACAGCUUCAAGGAUAACAAUGUGAAGAAGCUUUGUUGUAUAGGUCCACAUGCUGGAUAUUAUCCAAGGUUACUGCGGCCUUCUGGAAGCUUUGAUGUUCAUCAGUACAUGGAGACUCUUUUCUCUGUUUGAUGGUAUUCGAUUAAUCACUUGGUUUCUUACUACUUGAAAUGAGUACAGUUUAAAAAAUUUCAAAUUUAAUAUUUAUUUAACUAAAUUCUAUGAACAGUUUCAACUUCCCUCUUAUUGUCUACAAGUAACUAUAAUAAAAAAUUUAAUAAUGAUGGUGCGAUUGAGGAGGGUCAAAUGUGCCACCCGUUACCUCAAGUUCACAAUGGCGCGAUUGAUAAAAAUUCUUCAUGGUUACUUGUGAUGCUAUUUUCUUCUUAUAUAAGAUAAAGCUGUUUUACAUUGACAAGUCAUCCCUAAUUGAUUUAUUUUGCUUUGGUUUGUAUGCAACAUUCUCUGUGGCUCUGUUUUUCAAUCUGACAAAGUUCUAUUUUGAACCUAGAAUAGAUGUGAGCUGGUUGCGCUUACAGUUCCAAAGGCUGUACCGUCAACCAACUAUUAUGUAGAUUUCUUGUGAGGCAGGGAUUGUUGCUUGGUGCAAUGGAGUGUGCCUUCCGGCACAGUCAGUUAACGGGGAUCAACUUGAUGUAGUGACCUUUACUGGGUUAACGCCAUCUCUGUUUGAGCGUGGCUCUGCGAGUUAUAUAAGACCAUUUUAGUUCAACCAGACUCAACUGAUUCUAUGGGAACCAGUGGUCCUGGUUCUUGAAAAUUUAGCAUGUGGAAAGCACCAACCAAGAUUCCAACUUCCUAACGAAGUGACAAAAAGUAGAAAAGUUUGGAAAAGUAGAAGUGUGAACUGAACUAUGUUAAAGUACUUGAUAAAGUUGGUGACAAUCAGCUUUAAACAUCACAGAUGAAAUUAUAAUAAAUUGUAACAAGUCAAUCACAACCGUUCAAUUCAUGUGUUACCUUGUAGAAAAGUGAAAUAUAUAACGAGUUUCUUCCUUGUUAAGCAGAAUUAAGGUAAAUAUACCUUGGCAGAAGCAAGAUUGUAGGCAUAUCAAUAUGGAAACCAAGGCUUCCACUUCUUCUUUAUGUGUGUGUAUAUAUAUGAGGCAUUUCUACAAUCUUUAUCUAAGGUGUGUUUGUUAGAUCUCACAAUGAAUUAAAGUCCUCAUCUGUUUAAUCAAAUGGAUAAUGUUGCAAGCUCCAUCAAAUGGAUGAGGGUGCUUCUCAUGUGAGAGCGCCUUCGCCAUAGUUUUUCCCUUGCUGUUAACUAUUGCUAUGGGUUUAUGUGCAAUAACAUUGUAGACCAAUUGAAAGGAAUACAAUGUAGCUUUGGUGGUGCUCUUGUUUCAUGUAAGUUUUCCUUGUGAUCUAAUUCUGUCAUCCCUAUCUAUUGUUGUAGUCUAUGUUAUCUGGUCUGGGGUAGAUUUAUCAGGUGCAGAUAUGUAUGUUAGAAAUGCCUAAAUCUCGAAUCUUAGGAUACAUAAGUUUAUCACAUGAGUCUAUUAUUCCUUAAAAAUAUACUCAAUAAUAAUUGAAACUAAAUAAAAAAUGGUGGAAGAAAGAGAUUUCAUCUAUAGGAAAUCCUUCUUUGCUAUUGAAUUUUAACUUUUCUUCCUUUUUGAUCAGCAAAGAGGACAAGUUGCUCGAUUUGGGUUUGUGUUUCAGACACAUAAUCUUAACCCGUUUCCAUGUCCGCGUGUAAUUGUGUAUUGUUGAUAAGAGUACGUUAAGGGAAAUAGGAGAGCCCAAUAAUAGAAAUCCGGACAUAUAUAAUCUUUUAAUUUAUGAUAUUCAGUGUGACCCCAUUUUAUAAGAGAUUCUGAUUCUCUACUGUGCACCAGUGGAUCCGGUACAUACUGUGACUGAAAUUAACCCAACAGUGCACAGCAUCGGAUCCCAUUCCUUUUAUAAGAAUCUUAUGGAGUAUAUUUUGCACUAUGUGCCAUACUUCUGAUGUGUAGAUAAUUACAUUAUUAUGUGAGUUACACACACACUUCUAUAAUAUGGGUCCUUUUGUUAGUGGUUGGGUUCAUGGACACUAGUGACUUCUUUUGUCAACCAGCACUCACAAGACAUAGGUUGGAACAGUGUCUGAAAAUUUUAUUUUGAGCAUUUAUAUGCUUUCAACCUAGCAUUCUACUUCUAUUCACUGAUUCCUUACUAAUAAACCAUGAAGUUCAUUAAAGAUCAUACUUAUAAAUAAAAAAGUCCAUAAAAAAAUCAUCAAUUUCCUAUCCAAGAUGGAGAUUAUUGAUCAAAUAUCUAUAUAAAAUUGGGUUUAGAUCCUAACAGAGUUUGUCAACUCCCUUAUAAUUUCAUUUUCCAUAACUUUAGUUAUCGUGAUUAUGAGAAAACAAUGAAGUUUCUGCUACUUGAUUGGUUGAUACAAUUUAAUCAUUCUUAUAAAAUCAUCUCUCUUAUUAUUGGAACCAUGAUCUUUAUCAAUAUUUAAGAGAGCUAAAUGUUAAAAUUUGUUUACUCUAAGCUCCACCUACAUUAUGCAGACAACAUGUUCCAAAAUGGUGGACUAAAAUCAAUCUUGAUGAUAUCAUGCCCUUCAUAAUGAGAAGCUUAGUAAGAAUUAUGCGAAGCCUUUUCUACUCCAACUAAGUAUAUGACGAGCAGAAAAUUUUGCUAAAAACUUAGGAAAACAUAAGAAAAACUUAAAUCAGAAGUUCCCAAAUUCUUCCAAAUGAGAAGAGAAAUAAGAUCAGUGUGUUCACUGAGCCUUUUCUGUUGGGAUGUUUCUUCUCAGAUUUCAUUAGAUUCAGGAAACUUACACACGCUCACAAACCCAUACAUUGUGGAUUGACUCUUUCUUCUGUGUUGACAAGAAAAUGUGCACAAUUAUCAGAGAUAUCAAAAUGGUUAGUACUAUAUCUAGUCUUCAUCAACAACAGUUUCUUAUAUCACCUGUGUUCUCUAGUUAGAACUCCAUGUAUGUGGCGUAAUCGUUGG
Messenger RNA from Cornus florida, 4358 nucleotides. RefSeq lists its product as uncharacterized. Bases 160 to 639 code for a protein of 159 amino acids. Gene Ontology annotation, molecular function: protein binding. The record is from RefSeq and is a predicted model, not a curated record. NCBI's taxonomy places the organism in Eukaryota, Viridiplantae, Streptophyta, Magnoliopsida, Cornales, Cornaceae. The transcript has 2 exons.